This is a messenger RNA of Perca flavescens (yellow perch), 1056 nucleotides long. Its product is annotated as C-C motif chemokine 4. Gene Ontology annotation, molecular function: chemokine activity. NCBI's taxonomy places the organism in Eukaryota, Metazoa, Chordata, Actinopteri, Perciformes, Percidae. Gene Ontology annotation, cellular component: extracellular region. Gene Ontology annotation, biological process: immune response. The transcript is spliced from 3 exons. The record is from RefSeq and is a predicted model, not a curated record. Bases 351 to 791 code for a protein of 146 amino acids.
UUCCCAUCUUGGGCUUGUAAGAGGUGAACUCAUUCUUUCCUCUCCCCACUGUGCGGCUACAGCAACUUUCUACCAUGGUGACGGGUUAGCGGUGUGAUGAUGGGGGAGAGGCGGAAGGGGCUUGCAUUUUAUAAGAGCCAAAAUCCAAACUGACUCAAGACAGAGAGAAGUCUCCUCAUCGUGAAAGACAUGAAAGUGCACGCCACUCCUGCUGUGUGAUAAAGACUGUCUUGAUUCAUUGCUUUGAACACUAUUCAAGCAGGCAGCAGGGCUAUUGUGUAUUUGAUUCAGAUCGUAUAAGUCUGUGCUGAGAGAUACUGCACUCCACAACUGAAGGACAAAGCCAGAAGAUGAGAUUCAGCCCGGUGAUAGCCGCUCUUCUCUGCUUCACCUCAUGGAUGAGCAUGGGCCAUGCAUCCAAUGGACCGGUGGCCAGCUGUUGUCUCCGGUGGUCUAUCACUCGACCCCGACUUGAACAAAUUGUGGAUUACACCAAUCAGUCCGAAGGCAUCUGUCCAAUCAGAGCCGUAGUGUUUCAAACAAAGCGUGGAAAGAAUAUUUGCUCCGACCCUAACAGUAACUGGGCAGAAAGAGCGAUUCGGAAGGUGGACAAGGAGAAAGAAAUAAAAGCAUUGCAAGAGGAAGGACUGAAUGAAGAAUCAACAAGCGACAUCCAACCAGCAGUGUCCACCGCACCAACAAACGCACGGCAGAAGGAAUGCAGAAAGGGAAGGAGACGCCAGAGGAAGAAGAUCAGGCGUGGGAGGAAGGGGCAGAGAAAACGUGUGUGAGGAAUCACAAGACAAUUCAAAGCUACCGCAGUCAGCAAACAUGACUCCUUUCCAUUUGGACUUGUCCUGCUAUAUUGCACGAACAGUAAACAAACCUGAAACAAAAGCAGCUUUUUUAUAUAUAUUAUUGUAUCUAUUAAAUCUCCAAUACAUAUUUAAAUAUAUGUUCAUUAUACCUUGUUGUCAUAAAAGUGUGUAUGUCUAUCAAAAGAGCAUCAUUUUCUACCUUUUCCAGUCAAUUGCCAAUAAACUCUUCUUAAGCAGA